Messenger RNA from Coniosporium apollinis CBS 100218, 1572 nucleotides. RefSeq lists its product as uncharacterized. Gene Ontology annotation, molecular function: serine-type carboxypeptidase activity. Gene Ontology annotation, biological process: proteolysis. The coding region runs from base 1 to 1572 and encodes 523 amino acids. NCBI's taxonomy places the organism in Eukaryota, Fungi, Ascomycota, Dothideomycetes. The transcript has 4 exons. The record is from RefSeq and is a predicted model, not a curated record.
AUGCGUUUCAUCUCUCUACUGUCACUCGUUACCAUUGUUGGCUCCGUUGCUGCGAGGGGCAUCGAACAUGUCGAUAAGCUGCUACCGGCAAACUUCCCUCGAAACCAUCCUCGCCAUCCACUACAGCAUGACCGGAACGCAAAGCGCCAGGUAGUCUUUGAAAAUACCACUACAAUCAUUCCUCAAAGCUCGAACACCACGCGCUUCGCCGUUAAUGGCACUGCUAUACCCAACGUCGACUUCGACAUUGGCGAGUCAUACGCGGGAUUGCUCCCAAUCUCUUCAGCGCCGAAUGCCAGCGAGCUAUACUUCUGGUUCUUCCCUUCCUCGAAUCCCAAUGCUACAGAUGAGAUCACCAUCUGGCUGAACGGUGGUCCUGGCUGCUCAUCUCUCGAAGGCUUUCUCCAAGAGAAUGGCCCCGUGUUAUGGCAGUACGGCACCUACAAGCCAGUUCGAAAUCCAUGGUCCUGGACGAACUUGACGAACAUGAUAUGGGUGGAGCAGCCUGUCGGUACCGGCUUCUCACAAGGGACGCCUACAGCUACGAACGAGGAAGAGGUUGCUGCCCAGUUCCUCGGCUUCUUCAAGAACUUCGUGGAUACCUUCGGGCUGUACAACAAGAAGAUCUACAUUACGGGGGAGAGCUACGCUGGAUACUAUGUCUCGUACAUCGCUGAUGCUAUGUUCAACACGAACGAUACGAGGUACUUCGAUGUGGAAUCCAUCCUGCUCUACGAUCCUAGCGUCACAUACGACGUCAUCCAGCAGCAGAUUCCCGCGGUGCCGUUCGUCGACUUUCACCACAGUCUAUUUCCAUUAAACGCAACAUUUAUGGAAGACAUCCACGCGCGCGCAGAUUCGUGCGGCUACACCGACUUCAUGAACACCGCCCUUACAUACCCACCACCUAGCCCCCUGCCCAGCGCACCGAAUGCUUCGGCCCCCGGCUGCGACAUCUGGACAGACAUCUACCUCGCCGUCAGUCUCGUGAACCCCUGCUUCGACAUCUACCAAGUCGCCACCACCUGCCCUCUCCUCUGGGACGUCCUCGGAUUCCCCGGCUCCUUCCCCUACCGCCCCGAAGGCGCAAGCGUCUACUUCAACCGCACGGAGGUACAAGAAGCCAUCAAUGCGCCGAUCCAGGACUGGGAGAUGUGUUCCAAUGGCGCGCUAGACCUGGACACCUCUCUGCCGGCCGGUCUGUCCGUCCUCCCUAGCGUUGUCGAGAGGACGAAAAGGACGGUCAUCGCGCAUGGCAACCUUGACUACGUCCUAAUCGCUAAUGGCACGCUGCUGAUGAUCCAGAAUAUGACGUGGGGCGGCGCGCAGGGCUUCCAGACGGAGCCGACGGAGGAGUUCUUCGUGCCGUAUCAUGAUGAGGCUAGUUUGAGCACGCUGGCGGGCGCGGGUGUUAUGGGAAUUGCGCAUACGGAGCGGAAACUUACGUGGAUAGAAACUUUCCUCACCGGACACAUGGUGCCACAAUACGCGCCUAGCGCUGCUUACCGCCAGCUUGAGUUUUUGCUGGGGAGGAUUGAUGACUUGUCGGAGAGGGGCAGCUUUACGACUUAG